UGUGGCUUUCCGCAACGUACGGUACACUCUUGAAGAGAGACGCACACCAGGCAGACAACUCUCUUCGAACUCACUCAGGAUUUGUUUCGCUGGAAGAAUGCCCUUGUUGUUUUGAUGCUGGCAACUUGCCGGCCACUGCGUACCAAGUCACCACUGAAUCAUCAAAACCAUCGUGUCCAUUUGCGCCAGACGACGAUAUGAUGCGGAUUCGCUUCGCUUUUGCAAUUGCCUUUGUCAUCCUCCUUCUCUUCGCAUCUUCCCUCGGCUUGCUCCCACACUCAUCCCUUCCUUCCACCCCCGCGGCGGCCCAACCAUACAUCCCAUCCCAGUCGGACAAGGCAGUACAUUUCCUGGUCUUCUUUGCUCUCACGGCAACCUUUUACUUCAUCCUCGACACCAACCGGCGGCGCGUCAUACACUUGACGUUACUUGUGUGCACUUUGGUGCUCGGCGUGGGCAGUGAAGUGGCCCAAGGGCUGUUGCCAAACGAUCGCGAGUUCGAUGGUUGGGAUGUUCUCGCCAACGUCAUAGGCAGCCUGGCGGCACUGGGUCUUUGCAGUGCAUACCACCGCCGGUCGGCCGAAAGACGCCGCAAGGCCAAAUACUCGGCUUUGGCCAGUGAUGGCUUGGAAGGUGAAGAUCUCGAGCUAGCUGAGGGCAGUGGUGGUGGCGAUGAACUCGGCCGACCUUCAAGACCUGCAGAUGAUGGUCAGGAGACGGGCGUUGUGGCUCGGAGCGUCGAGGACGAGUUGGACAACUGGGACGAAAACGUUCCUGAUGAACCGUGGGAUGAGGAUGACGAUGUGACGACCAGCCAACACACAAAGGCUACGCCCUCGACGAGCUCCGUGGGCAGUGAAGAACCACCAAAGAAGAUGGCUGUGGAAUGAGCGACACACUGUGAUUGACGAUAUGAACUAUGAUGGCAAAAGGAGAACCACACCCUCCAAGAUAUCCAAGAUUGUACCACCACUAUUAGUUUAGCGGGCCAAAUAUGCAAAGACAUUUGAUCUCUGAAUACUUGGAGUACGAUUUCGUUUGGAAGAACCACAAGAGAGCAGUUUCCUUCGUGUAAGAAUGCUAUGAAUUUCAUGUA
Messenger RNA from Exophiala oligosperma, 1096 nucleotides. RefSeq lists its product as uncharacterized. Bases 198 to 890 code for a protein of 230 amino acids. The record is from RefSeq and is a predicted model, not a curated record. NCBI's taxonomy places the organism in Eukaryota, Fungi, Ascomycota, Eurotiomycetes, Chaetothyriales, Herpotrichiellaceae. The transcript is spliced from 2 exons.